AUGUCUGCUCCCCGAAUCAUCAGCCGCUUCCUGCGGCCUACGCCAGCUGCCUUCAAGGCGCGCUCGGCUUCGGCAAUCACCCGUACAUUCGGCACGACCGGUCUGCGCUUCAAGGGCCCGGAGGACGCAUACACUGGCAAGCUUGAGCACUUCACUGGUGGUCGUCAGGACCAGGGGCCUCAGAAGCCCGAGUUGGAGGUGGGAGAGAUGGAGGGCAUUACGUUCAAGGUUGAGCCCUUGAAGAGAUCUGGCGAGGAUACUACAACCAUGCGAGCCCGGCUACUAUACCAAAGCCGCAAGCGCGGUAUCCUCGAAUCCGACCUUCUCCUCUCUACAUUCGCCGACGUCUACCUGGGCACCAUGACCCACGCCCAGCUACAAGAAUAUGACCGCUUCCUCGAUGAAAACGACUGGGACAUCUACUACUGGGCAACCCAAGACCCGCCCUCCGAAGUUCCCGACGCCGCGCAGCCGCCCAAGGAAGACACCGUCACGGAGACGUGGAAGAACACCGGCGCCAAGAGCGGCGAGUGGGCGCAGACUAUUGGUGCGUUCAAGGCUGCAUAUCGGCCUGUGCCGUCGCGGUGGACGGACUCGGAGGUGCUGCGUUUGUUGAGGGAGCAUGUUCGUGAUAAGAGUGCGACGGGCUUUGAGUCUGCUAAGAAUAAGAAGGCUGGUGGUGGUGGUGGAUUGGGUCGCAUGCCUAAUGUGCAGGUUUUCAACUAG
Molecule: messenger RNA, 726 nt
Organism: Penicillium cataractarum
Lineage: Eukaryota; Fungi; Ascomycota; Eurotiomycetes; Eurotiales; Aspergillaceae
Product: succinate dehydrogenase assembly factor 2
Exons: 2
Coding region: 1-726 (241 amino acids)
Biological process (GO): mitochondrial respiratory chain complex II assembly; tricarboxylic acid cycle; mitochondrial electron transport, succinate to ubiquinone
Cellular component (GO): mitochondrion
Source: RefSeq, a predicted model, not a curated record